Chanos chanos (milkfish) is the source of this 2328-nucleotide messenger RNA. It is a transcript of the gene adam23b, whose product is annotated as ADAM metallopeptidase domain 23b. Lineage: Eukaryota; Metazoa; Chordata; Actinopteri; Gonorynchiformes; Chanidae. Bases 1 to 2328 code for a protein of 775 amino acids. Gene Ontology annotation, biological process: proteolysis. Gene Ontology annotation, molecular function: metalloendopeptidase activity. The record is from RefSeq and is a predicted model, not a curated record. The transcript is spliced from 26 exons. Gene Ontology annotation, cellular component: presynaptic membrane.
AUGUCCAUCGGUGAGGACAAGUGUGAGGGAGUGGAGAAUGAGAGUCACAGGGACAUGGUGUCAUUGCUGCGGGAGCGUCAGGCGACUGCAGAGGCAGGUUGGGACGGUGUGAGACCCCGGCAUGUCCAGCGCGCUAUAGCUUACCCCUCUCGUCUCAUUUACUACCUGAACGAAAGCUCAGAGAGCACCUACCAUGACCUGGACACUCACGCAAAGACCCAGAGCUCUGACAGUCAGGCGGUCCAUCUGUCCCAAGCCACGUUUCAGUUAGACGCCUUUGGUUCCACAUUCGUUCUGGAUCUGACAUUAAACAACCACCUGCUGCGCUCAGAUUACGUGGAAAUCCACUACGAUAAGGGCAAACCUGUCCUGUCAAAGGGUGGAGAACACUGUUAUUAUCAUGGCCUGUUGAGGGGUAAUGAGAACUCAAGUGUUGCCUUGUCUACCUGUAAUGGAUUACAUGGUAUGUUUGAUGAUGGAGUCCAUCUGUAUCAGAUUGAACCUCUUACACAGACUCACUCCAUUAAAACUUCUGCACGACCUCACUCUCUAUACAGAGUGCCCAGUCCGCAGAGACGGAAAGAUCCGGAAGAUUCUGCUGUUGAUGAGGAGGAGGAGGAGUUAGAAUCUCCAGAUGAAGAGGAGUUGUUGCUGUCGGAGCUGAGUGACACGGCUUUGCUGAAGCACCGGAAAAAACGUGCCAUGCCCAGGAACGUGUUUGAGGAGAUGAAGUAUCUGGAGCUUAUGAUCGUCUGUGACCACAGCAUGUACAAGAGGCUGAAGAGCAUACACCACACCAGGAACUUUGUCAAAUCUGUGGUCAACAUGGUGGAUGGUAUCUUUAAAGAUGAGCUCCGUACCCGUGUGGUUUUGAUUGGCAUGGAGAUUUGGACAGAUAAGGACCACAUCCCCGUUAGCACCAUGCCGCUGGAGAUGCUCCGGGACUUCUCCAGAUACCGACAGCAGCACAUCAAACAGCACGCUGAUGCCGUGCACUUUUUCUCUAACGUGACAUUACACUAUCGCUGGGGCAGCAUUGCGUUUUUUGGAGGCAUGUGCUCUGUGAGCAGGGGCGUCGGUGUUAAUGAGUACGGUUCACCGUGGACCAUGGCUUUGUCUUUGUCCCAAAGCUUGGCUCAGAGUCUGGGGAUUCAAUGGGAUUCAGCAUCUAGGAGAAAGGAAUGUGGGUGUGUAAAUCCAUGGGAAGGUUGCAUUAUGGAAGACACAGGAGUACAGCACACACGCAAGUUCUCAAAGUGUAGCAUCUCUGACUACAAGGAGUUCCUCUUAAAGGGCGGGGGCUCCUGUCUCUUCAACAGACCAAACAAAUUGUUUGAAGCGACAGAAUGUGGUAAUGGCUAUGUUGAGGUGGGGGAGGAGUGUGACUGCGGACCAAAAGCGGACUGCUACAACCAGUGCUGUAAGAAGUGCUCUUUGGCCAACGGGGCGCACUGCAGUGACGGACCCUGCUGUAACUCCACGUGCCUGUUCUAUCCCCGUGGAUACAGCUGUCGCUAUGCAGUGAACGAUUGUGACAUCUCAGAGACAUGCACUGGAGACUCAGGGCAGUGUCCUCCUAACCUCCACAAACAGGAUGGCUAUUUCUGUCAUCUCAAUCAGGGACGGUGCUACGGGGGAGAGUGCAAGACCAGAGACGCGCAGUGUAAAUAUUUGUGGGGCCCCAAGGCUGGAAGCUCAGAGAAGUUUUGCUAUGAGAAGUUAAACGCGGAGGGAACAGAGAAGGGAAACUGUGGGAGAGAUGGAGAGAAGUGGAUUCAGUGUGGUAAACAUGAUGUGUUCUGUGGUUAUUUGCUGUGCACGAACAUGGGGCAAGUCCCACGCGUCGGGGUCCUGAUAGGGGAAGUCACGCCGACCACCUUUAACCACCAAGGAAAAAUCAUAGAGUGCAGCGGUGGGCACGUGCAGGUAGAGGAUGAGACGGACUUGGGCUAUAUGGAGGACGGGAUGCCCUGCGGACCCUCCAUGAUGUGCCUUGACCGGAAGUGUCUGCCCAUACAGUCUUUCAACCUGAGUGCCUGUCCCAUUGGCCCCAACAAGCACAUCUGCUCCGCCCACGGGGUGUGUAAUAACGAGGGGACGUGUACGUGUGACGCCACAUGGGCGGGGACUGACUGCAGUAUGCCAGACCCCCCAAAGGAGUCACCUGCCCCGGAGGACGAUGGGCCGCGGGGGCCCAGUGCCACUAAUCUAAUCAUAGGCUCCAUCGCCGGGGCCAUCCUGGUGGCUGCUAUUGUUCUGGGCGGCACUGGAUGGGGCUUUAAGAGCGUCCAGAAGCGGAGGUACGACCCCAAUGCCGCCGCCAUCUAG